AUGCACGUUCCUCGCCAUCUAUUGCGCGGCCUUGAUGACCUUCCAGGCGGCAUCGAUCUUCCACAAAUAUCUACCUCGACGGCCGCAGGAAUUAGUGCCGCUGUAGCUGGAAACAUUCUAAUCUCCCUCGCCCUCAAUUGCCAGAAGCUCGCACAUAGACGUCUCGAGCGCGAGCGCGAACAGGCCGCAAACGCCCCGCAGCCAUUGAAACCCACGCACUCCAAUGGCCACCUCCCUUCCGCGUCUUCAGACGAAGUCACCCCGACUGCCUCACCGUUACCCACCGCCGCGGUGCUGGAGACCGAACCUUUGCUGCCGGAAGCUGACGGCUUGGUUGCGGAAAGUCCUAAGCCAGGCAGGAGCUGGUUCUUCUUGCGCAGGAAGGCGUUCCGAAAUCAGGCUUACGAUGCUGAAUCCUCUCAUCUUGCCGGUACGCACGCCCUCAUGCCUGUCGAGGUCGUUCGGGUCACACCCGACGGCUCGGGACUGCAUGAGGAGCAGAAACAUGCCCGUCAAGAUGCCGCUGAGAGCGACUAUCUGCGCUCGAAGCUAUGGUGGUUUGGAUUCUUGCUCAUGAACCUAGGGGAGACAGGUAACUUUAUCUCCUACGCUUUCGCGCCCGCGUCUGUGGUGGCGCCAUUGGGAACAUUUGCUCUUAUCGCGAACUGUAUUUUCGCGCCUCUCAUGCUCAAGGAGCGAUUCCGGAAGCGCGACUUCUUCGGCAUCAUCAUUGCGAUUCUGGGAGCGGUUACUGUUGUGCUUUCAACGGACCCGUCCGAUACGCGACUCGGUCCAAAGGGACUUAUAGCGGCCAUCACGACGCGUCCCUUUGAAAUCUAUGCUGUCACAUAUGCUGUAGGCAUCGUAAUCUUGUCAGGCCUGUCAGAAGGGCCGGCAGGCAAACGCUACGUGUUUGUGGACGUAGGAUUAUGUGCUCUCUUCGGAGGGUUUACAGUCCUGUCUACGAAGGCCGUCUCUACGCUACUGACAAUGGAGUGGUUUGCAAUAUUCAAGGAGUGGAUCACCUAUCCCGUGAUUGCGGUGCUUCUCAUUACCGGAGUGGGACAAAUCCGCUACCUCAAUCGCGCCCUCAUGCGCUUCGACAGCAAGGUCGUGGUACCUACUCAAUUCGUGACCUUCAACCUCUCUGCCAUCGUUGGCUCCGCGAUUCUCUACGGCGACUUCAAGAAGGCGACAUUCCACCAGCUCGUGACCUUCCUCUACGGCUGCGGAGCGACCUUCCUCGGCGUCUUCAUCAUCGCCUGGGCACCCGUGCGUCCCUCGUCCGAUCCGGAAGAAGAAGAAGACGGAGCAGGGGCAGACGACGAUGCCGACACCGAUCCGACGUCCGCCGAGACCCUCACCAUCUUUAGUCCCGUCUCUAGUACUAGCCCCUUGGGAGCGGACAACGCAAGCACCAUUCCUGCCCCAGCCUACGGCAGCGUCCGUAUAGCCAGAAGCAGCCUCUCGCGGCGAUCCCGUCCUACACUCGCCGUGCCCGACAGCGGCGCGAGCGGGUCGGAGUCGGGCACGUCCCCCGUCCUCCGCAACCGGCACAGCAUCGUGAGCCUCUACGGCUUCUCCCCAGCACAGCGCGUGCUGCUGAUCAGCUCCUCGCCCCCGGACGAGGUCUUCGUCCGCCCGAACCUCGACCCCGAGCGUGAACGCGACCCCAACGCGAGCCCCGAGUCGCUCGGCCGCCGGCUCGAGUCCGAGGCGCGGCGCCCGGUACGGCGCUACUACUACUACUACUACGACGACGACGACGACGACGACGAGGGGGACGACGGCUAG
Messenger RNA from Dichomitus squalens LYAD-421 SS1, 1794 nucleotides. RefSeq lists its product as uncharacterized. Bases 1 to 1794 code for a protein of 597 amino acids. Gene Ontology annotation, molecular function: magnesium ion transmembrane transporter activity. The transcript is spliced from 9 exons. The record is from RefSeq and is a predicted model, not a curated record. Gene Ontology annotation, biological process: magnesium ion transport. Lineage: Eukaryota; Fungi; Basidiomycota; Agaricomycetes; Polyporales; Polyporaceae. Gene Ontology annotation, cellular component: membrane.